Vigna radiata var. radiata (mung bean) is the source of this 2456-nucleotide messenger RNA. RefSeq lists its product as uncharacterized. The transcript is spliced from 6 exons. The record is from RefSeq and is a predicted model, not a curated record. Bases 1217 to 1741 code for a protein of 174 amino acids. Lineage: Eukaryota; Viridiplantae; Streptophyta; Magnoliopsida; Fabales; Fabaceae.
UGAGAGAAACCCUUGAGAGAGAAAGAGGGCAACUUAAAAGGAAAUCAAAUCCGAAUUCAAAAGAGCAAGAAAUUCUCAGAAAAUGUAAGCGAUUCUUCGAUUUUUCUAGUAUUCAAUGCGUAGGUGUCACUUUCUACACCAACUACAGUUUCACUCCUUCGGAUCUUAUCUCAAGCUGAGAAGUUCAUUACCUCAAUAGAGGAGCAUUUUUGCUGUUGGCAUAAUUUGUUGUGAUGCCGAAGGACGUUUAAAUGAGAAGUCAGUCAUGCUGCAGAGCAGUUAAUAGUCUCCACGUGCCAUCAAUACACACGCAUCUGUUAUCUCAUCCGAGUAUCAGACCGAUGUGUCUGUGUGUGAGUGUGUUGGGUUUCUUUUAUAAACAUGUAACAAACAUUCACAAUAACAAAGUCAGACUAUUCAACUUGACUAGAGCUUUUGCCAACGAGUGGAAUGCUGUGAUACAAUUCUUAACCAUUUGUGAUCCAUUAUUUAUUUAGGGAAUUAAUGGGAGAUUUUAGGUUAAAUCAUGUAUGCCAUUGACUGUGUUUAAGGGCGACAUUACAUUAUCUUUUUGUCUUUUCAAUUAUAUCUAUCAUAAUGGGUCUGUUUUCUAAUAACUUGGCAGUAUUGAGCAAUCCAGAGACAAUUCAUCAAAAUGAAAUCUAUAGCACAAUAUAAAGGAGAUGCAUUAUACAAACCAUUGAUAGCUCUCUCUGUUUACAAAUAGUGCCAGUAGAUUGACUCUCCUUAUUAAUAUCUUGUUUCUUUAGAGGAUUCAAAUUCUCAUUUACAAAUAGUGUCAGUAGAUUGACUCUCCUUAUUAAUAUCUUGUUUCUUUAGAGGAUUCAAAUUCUCAUGAGCAACAUAUAUAGGUAAAGAAUUCACCAAUUUAGAUGCAAUAAAGCAAUGCUCAGUAGGAUUAUGUCCUCCAUUACCAACUACUCUCUAUAUCUCAACGGUCACUUUUAGGAAUGGAUAAAAUAUUACACGUGCCACAUGAAUGGUAUUGGAGGAUAUAACCCUAGUGGACAUUGCUUUAUUGCAUCUAAAUUGGUGAAUUCUUUAUCUAUAUGGGUUGUUGAUGAGAAUUUGAAUCCUCUAAAAAAAGCAAGCUAUUGAUAAGAAGAGUCAGUCUUGAUACGAUUUGUAAACAGAGAGAGUUAUCAAUGGUUUGUAUAAUACAUUUCUUUUAUACUGUGUUAUAAAUUUCAUUUUGAUGAAUUGUCUGCUUGCCAGUUCAGAUAUCGAACCAGGUCUCCUUCAAGUAGCAUUGUUAGUGAUCCAUAUCAUCAAUUUGAGUGUUCAUCUCGUUGUCAGGCUCCUAACUAUGAGAAACAAAAGCGGGACAAGACAGCCCAAGUUUCUUCUAUCCAGAAUUCGCACAGAUAUGAGAGACCUGGGUCUACCAGUUCUUCAAGAUCCCACCACAAGUCAUCUGGGAACUCAUCCACUUGUUCCAGCAACAUUUCAAGUAAUGUUGUUGAUCCUUACAUUAAUGGAGAGCAGCAUCCAGGGGAAAGUAGGCCCGGGAACAAUUCACAAAGAAAUAAUAGUAGACGUGGGAGCUAUGGUUGGCUACUCACAUGAUAAUCUCUUCCUUUUGCAAACAAUUAUUCAAACAGAUCCUCAUGGUGCUGUAAAUUUUGCAUUAAUGAUGUCGCAAAUGGAGGGAGGUUUCCCAGUUGAUUACAACACCAUAACUGAUUUUUUUUUUCUUAAGGUGUUUAUGUACUAUGAUUAAGCCAUUAUUGUAGGGUGCUGUAAAUUUUGCAUUAAUGAUGUCGCAAAUGGAGGGAGGUUUCCCAGUUGAUUACAACACCAUAACUGAUUUUUUUUUUUCUUAAGGUGUUUAUGUACUAUGAUUAAGCCAUUAUUGUGGUGAUUAGUAAUAUAAUAUUCAUGCUUCAUUAUGUUGGUUAAGUGUUUCUUUAUGUGGUUUUAUGUUGAUUUUUAUGUAUGAGCACUAAGUGGUUUUUCGGUUCUUGCAGUCAUUUGUUGAAUUUUUGAUGAACAACAAUUAAGGCAUAUAGGAUAUAGUGUCUAAGGAAUAGGUUAUAAAUGACAGGGUGUAGGAUAUAGGGCAUAAAACAUAGGUAGAGCUUAGAUCAAAGUAAGGAUAAGAUUUAAGGCUUAGGGUACUAGGACUCUGCACCUAGGCCAUAAAGCUUAGGACUUGCCAAAGAAUACUGUGAAGUGCAUUGAUGCCUGCAUAAGAAUUUUUGAGCAAUUCAGGUCAUAUGAAGAGCAGUAUUCUUUUCUGAGAUCAUAUUUGAGCUCCAGGUAAUUAUUUCAUUUUUAUAUAACUGUGUUGUCUAGUAGAAAAUGGAUGCCUUCUGUAAAAGGCACAAACUUGAAUGCAGUGAGAAACUAGGAGAUCUUGUGAAGGUAGGUUGCAUUUGAAAUUUUGAAAUAGUUUGAAUUGAUUGCUUUUUUUUAUUUUUUGCUUUUUGCUUCGU